Anopheles coustani is the source of this 1530-nucleotide messenger RNA. RefSeq lists its product as uncharacterized. The transcript has 3 exons. NCBI's taxonomy places the organism in Eukaryota, Metazoa, Arthropoda, Insecta, Diptera, Culicidae. The record is from RefSeq and is a predicted model, not a curated record. Bases 1 to 1530 code for a protein of 509 amino acids.
AUGAAUCGUCUAGUGUUAGCGUUCGGUAUCGUCUGCCUGUUGCAGGGACUCUCGGCGGAACCUCGACCGGAAUAUGGCCUUUCCUUCACCAUCAGGAACAGUGAUAAGAUAACAGCGGUGGCAACCAACGUAGGCAACAUCGUUGACACAUUCGACAUUACGACAUACACUCCUACCUCGGGCUACACCAAACUUUCUGAUACGCAAGGCGUACUUGAUGGCAUUAUCGGCGGUUUGCAGGGCUAUAUCAAUCCAAUCCUCGACGGCUAUACCGCUUUGGUUGCUGCCACUGAUGGUGAUGUGGACGCUGCAUUCGCGGAUAUCCUAGCCGCCAUUUCAGAUGCACUAGCUUACCUGCAGGGAUCCGAUGUUGCAGGUGUCUCUACGACGCUAAAUGGAUUAGACUACAAUGGCAUUUCCAAUCAAUUUGAAGACGAGGUGCAACGUGUCACGGCAGGAGUGAGCACGCUGCAAAACGAGGUUACAAAUGUGAAGGCCAAAAUCGUUGCAGCAGUGACUGCUGCCGGUAGCGACCCUGUUACCGCUGCCAUUCUGCGGACCACGCUGACGCUGAGUGACAUGUACAACUUUUUGGAGGCUGCCAGCAACCUGCAAGCCUUCCUACCCCUGUUUGAGUACAUUAUCUCCACCGCGGACAGCAACGUAGAGGAGGCUGACACUUACAUCAACAACUUACAGGACGAGCUGGAUACCGUCACCUCAAACGCCGAAGAUGACUAUACGGAUGAAAUUGAUAACAUUACUAGCGACGUCGAAGCAACCCUGAUCGAUGGAUUAGGCGAUAUCUACGAUGCAUAUGCCGACAUUUCAGGUGGCCUCAGUAGUAGGACGGUAUCAGCAACGGCUACCGGCUUCGGUGAUCUAGGAGACAUUAUUGACCUGUUCGUCGACACGUUUUCAACUAGUGCUCUGGAUGCAGCAAGUGGUCCGUUGGAUACUGAGAUUUCCAAUUAUAUUACCGAGGUCGGAGAUUACGUCUCAACUACGUCUGACCCAAUUGAAGUUAAGGACAAUCCGCUCGUCCAAUUGCUGGUAGACACGCUUAUCGGCAAUCUCGAAUACGGACCCUACUGUUACCACAAGUACAAGGAUUUGGUGGAGAACUUACUGUCCCAAGGAAGCGACGAUGGCUUUUUAUGCGUCGACAAGGAGUACAUUCGUCUGUUGCAUCUGCAGGAUACGCUAGAGCUCAUUUUGGAUUUGCUGGCAUUCGACUACGAGAACAUCGAAGCCGAACUAGAUGUGUGUGAAUCGGUGGGCGCCGACACUACCCAGAACAACGACUGCAUCGUGGCGCUCACGGGCUACUACACGGAUCUGCAAGACGCUACCGAGAGGAAACGCGAUCUGGCCUUCCUGCUGGCUAAGGGUGAGAUCGUGGCGAGCAAGAACCGUCUGCUGAUCUGUAUGGAACUGGUGUUCAUCGACUUCUCCGUGACGCAAGUUGAUUUGCUUACGACCGAUCUGGAAAAUUGUGCCGAUGAUGGCCCCACUGGAACACUGGAAUAA